AUGUUUUCUUCUGAUGCAAUUGAUUUAUGUAUUGAAUGGCUUAGAUGUAAACAUCAUCUAUGGAUACGUAAAAUGAAUGAAGAGGAUAUACUCCAAUCGACUCGGUUUGUUAUCCAAGGUUUAGAUGCAUUAAAAACUGAACAUGGAAAGAUUCUCGAAACUCUCGCACAUUCUCCUGACUACUUACCGGCGAACACGGAGGAUGAGCAAGUGGGUAUACUGAAGAAAUCAAUGGAUUUGAUUGAUUUAGGAAUUGGCGAGGCUCAAGUAAUGAUGCAAUUAAAUCAUCAUUUACGAAAUUUCGAAGCUGAAAAGCAAAAGCUUCUCACACAAGUUCGACGACUAUGUCAAGAAAAUGCUUGGCUACGUGAUGAACUAGGAUCAACUCAAAAAAAGUUACACGAAUGCGAACAAAUCAAUGCCUCCUGUGCAGUUGAAUUGGAGCAUUUGAAGUUCUUAAAGGACGUGAAAUUAUUCGACAAUACCGACGACGAUACUUCCGCCAAAAAUCAGCAGAGUAACGGACAAGAUCUUGUCAGAGAUCUAUUUCCAUUUGAUGAGAACGAUAACGAACAAGAUAGUAAUACAGAUGAUCAACAAAUCUCUUUGAAAAACUGUGGUUCCUACGUUGAUUUAAUGAAGUUACCAACACAAACAACAAAUGGAUCAGUAAAUUCAAUAUCGGAUUAUCACAUACCAGAUCGAUUGAAAACACUACACAAUCUAGUUAUACAAUAUGCAUCACAGGGUCGAUAUGAAGUCGCUGUUCCGUUGUGCCGACAAGCUCUCGAAGAUUUAGAAAAAACAUCAGGACAUGAACAUCCUGAUGUUGCUACAAUGCUGAAUAUACUCGCACUUGUCUAUCGUGAUCAAGCUAAUUAUGUCGAAGCUACGACGUUGCUUAACGAAGCACUGAUAAUCAGAGAAAAUACACUCGGACCGGAUCAUCCAGUUGUCGCAGCAACUCUCAACAACCUUGCUGUUCUCUAUGGUAAACGUAAUAGAUUCAAUGAAGCUGAACCAUUGUGUAAACGCGCACUCAAAAUUCGCGAAAAAUGUCUCGGCCCACAGCAUCCCGACGUAGCGAAACAACUGAAUAAUCUCGCUUUACUCUGUCAAAAUCAGGGCAAAUACGACGAAGUCCAAUCCUAUUAUAAACGUGCAAUUGAUAUUUAUACCAAAAGUUUAGGGCCAUACGACAUAAAUGUCGAUAAAACUAUAAAUAAUCUAGCGUCUGCUUAUAUCAAACAACAGAAAUACAUCGAAGCUGAGCAGUUAUAUAAAGACACAUUAGUACGCGCGUAUGAAAAGACUGUGCAAACACCGAAACCGAAUUCUACACCGGAGAAUUCAGAUCUACAAAGUAAUUGGUAUAAAUCGAUCCAAACGGAUGCACCGAUAAUAACGACAACAUUGAAAAAUCUUAGUUCAUUAUAUCGAAGACAAGGUCGGUAUGACGCAGCUGACACAUUGGACAAUUACGCAUCACGGUCGACAAAAGAUCCUCAAGCCAUUAUUCAAGCCUUCUAUUUUGUUACGGAGAAAAAUCCAUCAGUUUAG
Molecule: messenger RNA, 1560 nt
Organism: Adineta ricciae
Lineage: Eukaryota; Metazoa; Rotifera; Eurotatoria; Adinetida; Adinetidae
Source: the annotation of a GenBank genome assembly